Messenger RNA from Adineta steineri, 9309 nucleotides. The record is from the annotation of a GenBank genome assembly. Lineage: Eukaryota; Metazoa; Rotifera; Eurotatoria; Adinetida; Adinetidae.
AUGUCUUCAUUACAUAUUUUUAUUGUUUAUGUAUUUUUGACAAUUGUAAUUGCUGAUGAUAAGAACAAUAUUUAUUUUACACAAUCAACUUAUGAUAUAUGGUGUCAAGAGAAUAUUCUCUCUAAUUCCUUAUUACUUUAUCCAAAUCAUAUCCCAAUAGGUAUUUAUCAUACAUCAACAAUAAAAUUUCUUGAAUAUCAACUUAUUGAUGAUAAUGAUUUAUUUUAUGUUAAAACAAAACGUAUAGCAGAUUUUUAUUUUUUUAUUCUUAAUAUAAUACGACCAUUGGAUAUCAAUCGAGAAUAUCAAGAUAUUUAUAUAUUUUAUAUUCAAGCAAAUAUUAUCACUAAACAUGGCAAUGAUACUGAACAAGCAAAAAUUCGACUUCAUGUUGCUGAUUCGAAUGAUAAUGAUGGAGUAUUUAAUAUGGAUAUAUAUGAAAAAAAUUUUACUGAACCUAUAGAUAUAUCUCAACCACUUAUUCAUUUUCAUGCUACUGAUGCCGAUGAAAUUCAACAUGCUCAAAUUCUUUAUGAAUUUUCAUCUGUGUCAUUUAAUAAUACAUUUUCACUUCAUCCGUAUACGGGGGAAUUAUAUUUAUUAUCGAAAAAUAAUUUGCAAUCUAUAUAUGAAUUUGAUAUUUAUGCAUAUGAUCGUCAUCGAAAAUAUUUUAUGAAUAAUGAUAUAAAAGCAAAAGCACAUGUGAAAUUAAUUUUUCCUGCAAAGAAAAUUUUACGUUAUGUAAGAACAAUUUUUAAUGAAAUAAUUGAAUUUGAACAAUUAGUUUCAUCAUACAAAAUAUUCUUUUAUCAAAAAUCUACAUGGAAUCUUGUAAAUAUUCAUCAACCAAUUUUAAUAAUUGAUAUUUUUCCUCAAAUAUCUUCAUUUGAAAUAUUUAUUCUAAAUAAUUCAUCAUUAAAUUCAAUAAAUUUAUUUUUUUAUCAAAAUCAAAUUUAUUUCAAAACAUUUUCUUUUCAUCAAUAUAAUCUUCAUUUACUUAUCUGUUUUUUUAAUCGUACAAAAUGUCAAUAUACAAAUUAUUAUUUAACUCCUUCAAUUAAUUUAACUUCACUUCAAUUUUAUUUUAAAUCAAAUCAACCAAUAUUUAUUAAUGAAAACUUACCUAUUCAUUCAUAUAUAACACAUAUUCAACUACAAUAUAAUAAUAUUAUUCCUAAUCAACAAUUAAAUAUUGAUUAUAAAUUAUUAAAUAAUCAUAAUCAAUUUUAUCUUCAUCGAAAAACUAGUAUCUUAUAUCUAGCUAAACCAUUAAAAUAUCAAAAAUAUUUCUUAGAAAUACAAGCCGAUAUUAAUUUCCUUACUCAAUAUUAUUCAUUAAAAACAAAUAUUGAAAUAAACGUUCGUGAAAUAAAUAAAUAUCGACCUAUAUUUUCAAAUAAUACAUUAACCGAAUUAUUUCAAUUACCAUAUCAAUUUCAAGCAUUUGAUUUCGAUCAAAAUAAAGAAACAAAUGGACGUAUUACAUAUCAUUUAUGGAAUUGUUUUGAUCAAUGUUCUUUUGAAAUGAAUCCAAAUAAUGGAAUAUUAAAAUUAAAAACAGAUCAAUAUUUUAAUAAAGAAAAAAUUUAUUAUUUACAAAUAAUAGCAUUUGAUUGGGGUGAACCAAUAAGUUUAGAAUCAAGAAUUGAUGUACGAAUUAAUUUAUCAAAGGGAUUAUUCAAACGAGAUCUAGAAACAAGAUGGAAAAAUAAGUCAUUAUCAACAAUAAACCGUACAUCUUUUCUUACACAAUUUUCAAAAAUUGAAACUAUUUAUCUUAACAUUGGUUUUAAACACCAUUCAAUAUCAUAUCAACUUUCCGAAGAUAUGGAAAUAAAUACAAUUAUCGAUCAUCUUCCCAUUGAAUAUGAUUCUUUUCCUUUAUAUAUUAAUAAUGAACAGGAUAAUGUUUUUUUCUAUCUAAUCAAUGAUACAUCUGUACCAUUUACAAUUGAUUCAAAUCAUAAAACUCUUAUAUUAAUAAAUUCACUUGAUCGAGAAAAACAAAAUCAAUAUAAUUUUGAAAUUGAAUUAAAGCUGAUACCAACUUAUAUAAUAAAAUUACAAGAAAUAUAUACAACUCAAAAUAAUAAUCUAUCAUUUGAUUUUCAAUAUUCAAAUAAAUAUUAUCAAAAAAUAUUCAUUACUAUUUAUAUUAAUGAUAUUAAUGAUAAUAUUCCUAGUUGUGAGUCUUUACAUCAACAUAUUUAUUUAAAUGAAAAUCAAAUACAAACAAAUAUUUUUCAUGUUCAAGCAUUUGAUCCUGAUCAAGGUGAAAACGGGACAGUAAUUUAUUCAUUACUUAAUUAUAAUACAUAUUUUACUAUUAAUUCUUCAACUGGACAAUUGGAUUGUAUUCAAUUAAUUGAUCGUGAACAGAUAUCAUAUCUUCAUUUAUAUAUUGUUGCUUCCGAUCAAGGUGAACAAUUACAAUUACAAUCAAUAUGUAUGACAAUUCAUAUUACAAUUAUGGAUCGAAAUGAUAAUAUUCCUCAAUUUUCAUUUGCAAAUUAUAUCUAUGAAAUAUCAUUUGAUUUACCUCGAGAAACUAUAUUUGGUCAGAUUUAUGCAUCAGAUCUUGAUCAAUCAGAUAAAUUAUUUUAUUCAAUAGAUUCAAAUCUAUAUAUUAAAAUCGAUAAAUAUACAGGUCAUCUUCGAUUAAAAACUGAUCUACAUCAUUUUAUUAAUCAAUCUUUAAAUUUUACAGUAAAAGUAUCCGAUGGUUUACAUAUAAAUCAAACAUGGAUUUAUAUUUCUGUAAAACGUUUCAUAGAAGUACAACAACCAAUUCUUAUACCUGAACCAGCUUAUAGUAUAGUAAUUAAUCAAUCUUUACCUGCUCAAACAAUUAUUAUGAAUAUUUAUCAUCGUUUAAAACUUCCGAAAGCAUCAGUUGAUUUUAUUGAAAUAAUUCACGAAGAAAAUAUAAUACUAUUUGAUAUCGAUCAACAAGGUUCUAUUCGUCUUAUUCAUACAAUAACUGAUCUAUUAAAUUCAUCAUAUUGGCUUCCGAUUCGUUUAACACGUUAUCGUGCUCAUCCACCGCAUUCAUUUAUUCAUAUACAUAUAUCAAUUCGAGAAGAAAAUUUCUAUUUACCACAAUGUAUAGAUAAUUAUCAAUAUAUCAAACUUUAUGAUUAUUCAAUUCAAUAUCCAUUUACAAGUAUUCAAGCAUUAUCUUACUAUGAUAAUAUUCAUUUAGAAUAUACAAUUAUAAAAAAUAAUAUAAAUGAAAAAAUGUUUUCUAUUAAUAAACAAACAGGUUUUAUGCAAGUAUUACCAUUAAUCGAAAAUAAUUAUCUUACAAAAUCGGAUUAUCUAUUAACAAUACAAGUUCUAGAUAGACAACAUCAAUUAUCUGUUGAUUGUUAUUUAAAUAUUAAUCUUAUUCAACGAUAUCAAUUAACACCAAAGUUUUUAUAUUCUUCAAUAUAUAAUAUUGAUUUAAUAAAAUCUGCAUCUAAUUAUGAACGAUUACGACAACGUUUAUUUCAAGUUAUUGCUUUACUGGAUCAUGAAGUUUAUGAUAAAAAUCUUGAAGUACGAUAUCGAAUAAUUGAUCCUAAUCAAUAUUUUAUUAUUAAUCGUCAAACUGGUUAUAUUGCUACAAAACAAUCAUUACAUGAUCAUAGAACUUAUGAAUUCAACGUUGAAGCAUUUACUGUUGCUUAUGAUAAUGAUAUUGAAGAGGAUGAAAGUGAUCAUGAUGAACAACAUUCUGAUCGUCGAAAAUGGCGUAUUGUUUCAUCUCGAGUUAUUUUACCAAUAAAAAUUCGAAUUCAACCAAUAAAUAUAAUCAAUUCUUCAUUAUUGUUACCAGCAUCACCCAUGAAUAAAUCAUCAAUAAGUAUUGUACUCCUAACAACAACAAAAGUUGGUUCCAUUAUAUUAGAACUUGGAAAAAAUAAUACAUAUACACAAUGGUUUAUUAUGAUAAGUCAAAUGGAUCAUACACGUUAUUUUCAUGUAAAUUUUCAAUCGGGUGAACUCAUUCUUAUUCGUCCUCUUCAUGAAUUAAUCAAUAAAACAACUAUGAUUGAACUUCAUAUUAAUGUAACUCAUAAUUGGAUUCAUAUGGAUACAAUUAAAAUACAUAUUCAUAUUAUGAAUGAUAAACAUGUGUUAAUGCAUUUUUCUCAAGCAGAUUAUUAUACUUCAGUUUCAAAAAAUCUGCCGAUUGGAAUUGAAAUAGCACAUUUAACAAUUGAAAAUCCAUCUGAUAAUUGUACAUAUAAUAUUCAUUCAGUUGAAAGAAUUAAAUCAAAAGAUUUCUUUCAUAUCGAUCCAUAUUCAGGUUCAAUAACUAUUAUACAAUCAUUAGAAAACUCAUUGAGUGAAAAACAUUUAUUAAUAAUUAUUUAUCAAUGUCAAUAUUCUACUCAAUUAGCUUUUACACGUUUACAUAUAAAUAUACUUGGUAAAGAUAAAUUAAAAUUUCAAACAAAUCAAUUCUAUCGAUUUACUCGUGAUAAUUAUUUAGUUAUAUUUGAAUCAACAUUAACGAAUAAUCAAAAAAGGUCUCUAAUUAAUUUAGAAUUAAUAAAUAACAAAAAUUAUAAAGAUAGAAUUAAACCAGAUGCACAAAUUAUUCAAGGUGAUCCAUUAGGUUUAUUUUCUAUUGAUUCAUUAACUCAAUCUUUAAUCCUUUUGGAUGAAUCUCGUUCUCGUUCAUAUAUUUAUCCAAUUCAAUUAACUAUUAUUGAUACAUCACAAAAAGAAUUUAUUAAUUGUACAGUAACAAUAUUCAUAUCAAAUAUUGGCAUUCAAUUUACAUGUCCUUCUCAUUUAAAUUCUUCUCCAUAUCUUUUCACAUACGAAUCAAUACCAACAAGCAGUAUUGAUCGAUUUACUGGUCAACAAUAUGAUCAUUAUAAGUCUCUUACUAUUCACGGAUUUGACCCAUUAACACCUAUGAAUAUCAUUGAAUGUGUAAUGAAUUCUCCAAUAAAAUUUCCUAAUAAAACAAAUGAUUUUAUAUUUGACAAAGAAAUCUAUUCUGGUUAUAUUAAUAAUAGUUUAUUUGUAUAUCAUAAUCAAGAACCAAUGUAUUUAUCAAUUAAAAAUCGAUAUUAUUAUUUAAAUCCAUAUGAUAUUACUUAUCAUUUUAUGAAUCAAACUUCUAUGAAUUCUUUUCAAUUAGAUAAUUAUACUGGAAUAAUAAAAUAUAUUUCGAAAAAAAAAUUAUUUAUGCAAUAUUCAUUUCUUAUUUUAGCUAAAUAUCAAUCAUUAUUUACAUUUACACGUUUAAAUAUUUUUAUUCAUCAUACUAAACAAAAAAUUUAUAAAUUUCAAUUAUAUAAACCAUUUGUUAAUAAUUAUACAAUUGGUUAUUUAAAUGAAUUAAAUUCAAAUUUAAAAAUUUAUGAUAAAAAAAUUUCUUCAAUGUUUUCAAUUGAUAUUAAUCGAAGAUUAUUUAUUAGAAAUGAAACAUUGAUAUUAAAUGAAGGAAAUUUUUUUAAAUUUUUUAUUGGAACAAUUCGUAUUGAAAUUCAUAUUUUAUUAAAAGAAAUCUUACAAUGUUCAUUAAAUAGAUUUUAUUCUAAUUUAGAUAAUGAUUUAAUUGGAUUUAUUGAAAUAUUAAAUUCUAAUCAAAAACGAAUAUUUCAUCUUGUAAAUUAUAAUCAUUUAUUUAUAUUAGAUCAUGAAUAUGGAUUUUUACGUUAUCGAAAUCAAAAUCAAUUGAUUAAAGAUGAUUUAAUAUUAUUAAUUGAAAUUGAAAAUGCACGAUGUUUAGUUACAUUUAAUGAAUAUUCAUCGAAUAAUACUAUGAUAAAAACAAUAAAUAACAAUUUAGAAAUCGAAAGAUUCCAUGGAAUUAAAAAGUCUUUUGAUGAAAUCAAUCUUCACAUCAAUAAUACAUCGAACAUAUUAAAUCAAGCACCGAUAUUUUCUCAACAAAUCUAUAAAUUUUCUCUUCAUCUUACUAAUAACAUAAAUAAACCAAUUAUUAUUGGUCAAAUAUCUGCUCAACCAUAUAAUAAAAAUCGAAGUCAUCUUAUUUAUCAAUUUCUUUCCUCAACUAAACAUUUUUACAUUAAUCCUGAUAAUGGUAUUAUGAAUUAUGUUUCAAAUAAAUAUGAUAAUAAAACGAUACGACAAUUUCAAAUUAUAGCACAUGAUUUAAUCUAUCAACAAAAUGCAAUAGCGAAUGUAAUUGUUUAUAUAUUUCCACCAGAAUCAAUUUCUCUUCAUUCAUUAAUUUAUCAUCAAACAAUAUCAGAAAUUCUUCCACCUGGUUCAAUCAUUUUUCAACCAAAUAUUUUUACUACAGAAAAUUUUCAAUAUUCUCUACUUGAUUAUGAUACAAAUCUUUUUGAAAUCAAUGCAAAUACUGGACAAAUAAUUCUUCGAAAUUAUUUAUUUGAUCUAUUUUAUUCCUUAAAAAUUCAUGUGUCUCCAAUUAAUCAGAUUUUAAUUAUUAAAUUAACUGUUCUGGAUUAUAAUGAUCAUCCACCAAUGUUUUUUAAUCUUCCAUUAAAUCUUACAAUUUCAUCUGAUGAUACAUUUGUCACAAAAUUAUCUGCAUAUGAUCUUGAUCUAUCUGAUAAUGAACAUCUAAAAUAUUAUCUUCUUGAUAAAAAUCAACAAAAAAUCUUUUCUAUAAAUCAAACAAAUGGUAUAAUCACAUCAAAAACUUCUAUAAACCAUAUUAGUUUUCAAUUAAAAAUAGCUGUUAGCGAUGGUUUACAUCUAACAAAACAAUAUCUUCCAAUAACUAUUUAUGAUUAUUUACAAAAUUCUCCAAAAUUUUCAUCGGAUGAAUAUACUUUUCAAUAUAAUGAAAUUCUUGGACAAAUUUAUGCUUAUGAUCCUGAUUUAAAUGAUCAAAUUACUUAUAAAUUAUAUCUCGAACCUGAUGGUAUACAAAUCGAUCAUUAUUCAGGUUUAAUUACCAGUAAUCAAACAUAUUUAUCUCCAAUCAUUGAAUUUUUUGCAUCUGCUUCGGAUCGUGCUCAACAAAUUGUUUAUACAAAAAUUAUAAUUCUCUUUCCAAUUCAACCGAGAUUUACUUCAAAUUUAUAUCAUAUAUUUCUAAGUCUAUCAAUUAAAAUUCCUUCGGAAAUAUUUCAUUUUCAACUUGUUGAUACAUUCAAUCAACCAUUAUCAUCAACUAGACUUGAACUUGAACAUUCAACUCAUUUCUUACAAAUAAAUCAAAAUAAAUUAAUUUUAAAAGAUUUAUUUCAUCAGUCGAAAAUCUAUUAUUUUAAUAUAAAUGGUUAUUGGAAAAAUCUGACUUGUCAAACAACUAUACAAAUUUUAUAUGGAGAAAAAAAUCUUAAGUUAAAUAAGAAUUUCUAUGAAUUUUAUUUAGAAAUUGAAAUUUUAAAAGAAAAUUUUUUUAUUGAAAAAUUUGAAUUCAAAAAUGUUUCAUUAAAAAUUCGUUCGACACCAUUAACAAUACAGAAUUGUACGGAAAAUUUUUAUAUCAAUGAAAAGAAAUUAUAUUUUAAUAAUUAUCCGAUUUUAUCUAAUCUAUGUUUUUUUGAAUUACAAUUUAUAAAUGAAAAAAUUAUAACAACAAGUCAAAUUAAAAUUCAUUUUAUACAAUCAGAUUUUAAACCAAAAUUUUCAUCGAAUAUUUAUUAUUUCUAUACAAAAAAUAUUCAAGUGUUUGCAAAAAGUUCAAAUACUAUUCGAUAUAAAUUACAAACAAAUUCAUAUGGUUUAAUUAUUAAUCAAACUACUGGAAUAUUAUCAUUCAAAUAUACUUCAUAUAAAAUAAAUUCUAUUGACCAAAUUCAAUUAUUAGUUUACGCAAUUGAUGAAAAAACAUAUUUAAAUGAUACAGCAUUGAUUAAUAUUAUAUUGAACAAAAGAAAACAAUUUGCAAUACCAUCAGACAUAGCAUUAUGUUCAAAUAGAACAAUAUCAAUAUCGGAUCAAAGUUUACCAGGUACAAUCAUACAGGAUAUUUAUUUCAAAAAUGAUACUAACAAUCAUUAUUACAUCUUAUCUGGAGAUAAAUAUAAUCUAUUUUCUAUAAAUAAACUUGGUCAAUUAUAUUUGGUUUCAUCAAUUCUUAAUCAAACAUCUGAUGAUUAUUUUGAAUUAACUAUUCUUAUAUCUUCCUCUUCAUUAAUCUAUUGUCGUACUAAUAUAUCAAUAAUUCGAACACCUAAAUGGUCACAUUUUAUAUGUCCAGUCAUGCCAAUUGAAUGGAUGAUUGAAGAAGAAUGUGCAAUAGGUACAAAAAUUGGUAAUAUUAAAGAUAUAUUAUACAUGAUAAAUAAUAAUUCGGAAUUAAUUGACCAAAUUAAUAUGAAAUUAACUAUUACGAAAGAUUCUCAUGCAUUUAUAUUAAAUUCUACAACAGGUUUUUUAAUAUCAAAAUCACGACUUGAUUAUGAAGAAAAAUAUCUUUAUUCAUUUUCAAUUUUUCUUGAACCAGAACAACUCAAUUGUUCAUUAUCAAUAUUAAUUAAAUUAAUAAAUAUCAACGAUAAUUCUAUAUCAUUCGAUAGAAAAUCAUUAACAUAUACAAUUGAUGAAAAUAAUCUUAUACCUUAUUAUAUUGGACGUAUACAAUUAAUCGAUAUUGAUCAAUUAUCAUUUUUUCAUUAUAAAUAUUAUCUUAAAGAAUUAUCAUCACAAAUUUUAAUCGAACCUCAAACUGGCUCAAUUAUUUUAUUAAUUAAACUUGAUCGAGAAAUUCAUGGAAAAAAAUUACAAUAUGAAAUUCAUGCAAUAAAUAAUUAUAAUAAAAAGAAUUUAACAGAUAUUUUAGUAAUUAAUAUUAAUGAUUUAAAUGAUCAUGGACCUUUAUUUGAAAAAGAUAACUAUCAAAUUAGUUUAAACAAAUCAAUUCAACCAGGAAAACAUAUUUUUCAAAUAACUGCAUCAAGUUACGAUCCAAUUCAGAAUGGAAAUAUAAGUUAUUUAUUAAUCAAUUCUUUAUCGAUGUUUUCAAUUGAAAAAUAUACAGGAAAUAUUUAUUUAAAUGACUUUAUACCAUCGACAAUAACAAAUAUAACAUUAAUUAUUGAAGCAUUUGAAAAUGAAAUUAAUUUAACUGAUCGAACAAAUAUUUUUAUAUCAAUUAUCAAUGAUGAUUAUAUUUAUUUUAAUAUAGAAAUUAAAAAUCAAUGUUCUAUUAAUGAAAAUCAACCAGAUGGAACAAAUAUAUGUAUGAUUGGAAAAAAUUCAAAAGAUUUUAUAUAUAUUUUAAUUGAUCCAAUGAAUUUAUUUGAUAUUUUAUCAAAUAAUGGUACUAUUAUCAAUCGAAAAAUAUUUGAUUAUGAAACAGAUAAUCAUGAAUAUAAUGUGACAAUUGUUGCACACGACAAAAAGAAUCAGUAUGAUAAUUAG